Messenger RNA from Camelina sativa (false flax), 753 nucleotides. Its product is annotated as DNA-directed RNA polymerases II, IV and V subunit 8B. Gene Ontology annotation, biological process: DNA-templated transcription. Gene Ontology annotation, cellular component: RNA polymerase II, core complex; RNA polymerase I complex; RNA polymerase III complex. The record is from RefSeq and is a predicted model, not a curated record. Lineage: Eukaryota; Viridiplantae; Streptophyta; Magnoliopsida; Brassicales; Brassicaceae.
CGUAAUUUUAAGGUAAUUCCCUGCAGCAGCCACUCCUCUCUCUGCGUCUCGAGCCUCCGGACUCCGGAGCAGUUGAAGAAUUCGUCUUUUCCAUCUCCUUCUAAGAUGGCGAGCAAUGUUAUCAUGUUCGAGGAUAUCUUCGUGGUCGAUAAGCUAGACCCUGAUGGCAAAAAGUUCGAUAAAGUUACGCGUGUGGAAGCUAGGAGCCACAACUUGGAAAUGUUUAUGCAUUUAGAUGUUAACACUGAGGUUUAUCCACUGGCUGUUGGUGAUAAGUUCACUCUCGCUAUGGCUCCCACUCUCAAUCUCGAUGGCACUCCUGAUACCGGAUAUUUUACUCCGGGAGCAAAGAAAACACUUGCGGAUAAGUAUGAAUACAUUAUGCACGGGAAGCUUUACAAGAUCUCUGAGCGUGACGGCAAAACUCCAAAAGCAGAGCUAUAUGUUUCGUUCGGCGGGCUCCUGAUGUUGCUACAGGGAGAUCCGGCUCACAUUUCUCACUUUGAACUCGACCAGAGGCUCUUUCUACUCAUGAGGAAGCUGUGAGAUGCUGUUGUCUGUUUAUUAUCUGGAAGCUUUCGCGUAAAAACUCAAUUAACAGAGUACUUUAUCUUUUGUCCAAAAAAAAAAACAGAACUUUAUCUUAUGUUGAACUUUGCUAUUAUAUAACUUAUGCUAUGUUUAUGAAGCAACUGUUGUACAUCAACAAUUUGACUGCUCGAUCGAAGUAUGUUUGUAGCUCCGGUUUAUUGA